UACGAAAAGAAAUGUAGCGAUGCGCGAAGACGUAAACACCGUGAUCAUUUAGAUGAAAGUAGUAGACAAGUACAUGUAUAUGAUAUAAAAGUUAAUGACGCUGAAUUAGCGUUAUUUCACUGUAAUUCGGAUGUGAAAUCGAAGCAUUUGAAUCCGUCCGUCAACUGCGAUGAUGACCGCAAUAUUUCGUGGGGAACUGACGUUCGCGGAAUGAAGAUGACAAAUGGUUCCCGUCCAACGUCGUUAGGCGUUAAGCAGCCAACGGACAUGACGACAAAAACGUUAACUAGUCGGAUCUCUAGUGUUGUAAAUGGUGAUGCGUCAAAAAGAGAUAAAUUAUCGGACAAACCUGAGAAUUCAGCGGUUAAUUCUGAAGAUAUAUCGCAUGCACAACACUCCACGCCGACGCCUAAAGGGGAUAAAUUAACAUGUGAAAAUUUACAUGAAGAAAACAAGAAUACUCAUUCUAGUAGCGAUGCGCAUGCUCGCACAUCAGUUGUUAUUCAGACUCCGGGCUACCAACAUGUGCUUGAAGAUGAGAACGGAAAAUUACGGUUUUGGCCGUAUUCGGAUUUCGUAAAUAGUGAUAAGUUACCUGUGAAACUGCAUAGAGCGAAGAAAGGAUUGCACUUGUCAGUUGGUAAGGGGAUGAGUGGGAAUAGGCGCAACAUGACUGUGUUACAGACCGGGGAACGCAGCGCCGAGAGGCCGGAAACGAGGGCGGUGCGAAAGUUUCAUACCAGCACCGUGGCUCCCGGUGAUGAGAACGCUAGGGAGGUAAUGACGGCACAUGGGGACGCGGUUCAGUCAAUUCUGCUGCAAGAUAAAAAUGGAAACGCGAUUUCCGACGAAGAGCUGGCCAAAAUACUCCCCAAGAUAGCGGAAUCGAUAAGUAAAAUGGACACUAAGAACGCUGAAGAAAUAUUACCCGGGAUUACGCAGAACAUAACGCAGUUGCAGAAUGGAGGUAAUUUAGUGAUAACGACCAUGACACGGAGGCUAGACGAGGAUGAAUCUUCUUCCGGCCAGGCUUCCCCUGCGCCAGAUUACCCUUUGUUGGACGCAGAUGACGUGGAAAACGGGACAGUGUAUUUGGUUCGAGACUCCAAGGGUGGACUUUUUUACGUCGAGGAUGUAACGAGUGAAACUCAGGAAAGUGCGUAUUUCAGUUCAAGUCGGAAUAACUCGGAUAGUCUUAGCGAUGGUGCCUAUAGUCCAGUGAUGGAACGGGGUUCAAAAUUGCAGUCUACGGGAAUAAGUGGAAUCGACCAUAAGACGGCCCACGAGAUAUUAUCGGCGAUGUAUGGCGAUGAUGUUCAAGAGUUGACCGAAAACGAGGAAGAAUGGAGCGAACGGACGUAUGAAUUUGACAUUCCGAAGAAAGGCACAGAAUACAGUAAAAGUUCGUUUCGGCCCCAAUAUAUGGUGGAAGAGCCUAGUAAUGCGAUACAUCAAGAUCAUUCCAUCCAACUGGAACAUGCGCAGUCUGCGUAUCAGUCAGCCGCUAGGGGUGGCGCGUGGAUCUUUGACGGCGGGAUGGCACAGAAUUACAGCCAAAUGACGCAAUAUCCGGUCGGCGGCGACGACGCCGCGAGUAUCUCCACUGCCUCUGUGAAAAACGCCGAUGCCACCGGUACCCGAGUCAUAGAGAGGUACACGUUGGAGACUGAGACAACGGACUAUCCGAUGAUACCGCUCCCACUACCGGUACCACUCCCGCAGCCGCACAUGUUAUCAGCGUCGGCUCAAAGCACGACGGCGCCCGGUCAAUACUCGUUAGUUUCAGUAGAUGUAACGCCAAUGGCGAAAACGGAAAGGACACAUGCGGCCAUUGAGGGUAUAAAACCCCAGGAGAGCAAGGAGAUGCCAAUAUACAAAACAGUAGCAACAAUUCAGACCGGCGGGAAACUACCUGCCCAAAAGACGGAACUAGACGAUGAAAAAACAAAUCAAUAUAAGAAAUAUAGAAUAGUUUCUUCAAAAGCAACUGAAAACAAGUCGUCUGCUAUGACGUUUAACGACGUGGACUAUAAAUAUUCCAAUGAAAAUGUUGAAUAUAAACGAGUGCCACACGAGACUCAAAACGAAACUGAAAACAAAUCGUCUUCUAUGACAUUUAACGACGUGGACUAUAAAUAUUCCACAGAAAAUGUUGAAUACAAACGGGUGCCACACGAGACUCAAACUCAGUUUUUCGUGCGUAAUUCGACUCACGUUGUUCCGCAGAGUAGUUCUUCCUAUCGAACCGAAAAGAAAAUAGAAUUAGGAGGAUCAAGUGAUAAGAAGUAUAAGUCGGAAAUUCAAGUCCGCAAUGCACCGGAAGUGGCCGAGGAGAGAUACGCGUACGACGAUAUGCGAGCGGAAAUGGGAGCUCAGCAGAUGAACUCAACUAUGAGAGCACCGGAAGUAGCCGAGGAGAGAUACGCGUACGACGAUAUGCGAGCGAAAAUGGGAGCUCAGCAGAUGAACUCAACUAUGAGAGUGGUUCGAGGAAGUUAUCUCAUCAAGAACACACUCGACGAUGUGGACGCUACUUUGGACGAUAAUAUCAACAUGUUUGACGGAAAGUUCGAGCUCUGCAAGGACAACCCCAUGUACCACAGCGACGAGGAUCUCCGAAUGGACCGGAGGCGAUCAGCGGAGGAGCGCUCCCGGCGGCAGGAGCGCUUCAAUCGGGACUUGAGUCAGGACAUAACCUUCGAAACCGUGGAUAAAUACUCAAAGACAAAAACUGUAAAACGGGAACCAGAGCGCCCCCGGCAAAGCAUCAGCGAGCUCCUGCUGGAUCGCCUGUCGCUCAUCGACAGCCGCCACAUCCGACAGACCAUCGACGUCAAACACGACCAUGAGGAUAUUUACGGCGAUCCGAGGUUUCUCCAUGCGGACGGCGAGGCUUCAUAUGGCGGUUCCAGUACCAGCAAUUUCGACACCGUUGGUGAAAAAGUGGAUCUGUUGUUGAAAGACGGCAAGGCGUACAUUACGGUCAAGGUUACGGCUGAACGUGUAACGCCUGUUGACCUUGAAUUUAACGUGUGGCGUAAAAACCAGGCAAUCGUGACAAGGACUAUUGAAGUUGACCUCUUAGCAACCGAAGAACGCAGACGACUUUAUUAUAAAGUUAUGGAGAGCCAUGGCGGCGGCGGAAGCGGGUCGUCACGUGGUUCAUAUCGCGCAAACGCACACGAAACUGUCUUAGAUGGUCCAGAGACCCUGGCGUUGUUCACUAGGAUUCUAGGGGCGGCAGAGGGCGAGGGAGAUAAGGAGGACAUUGAAGUGAGGACACGACUGGGCAACACGCGGUGGCCGAAUAGCGCAGGCGCAGAUAUGAUGUACUGAGGUGGUAACGGCAACGUGUGAUUAAGAACAAUUGAAAACAUAAGUGUUGUGCCAUUAUAAUUUGUUCGUUUGACGCGUUUUAUAGAACGUCUGUUUCGUUUUCGGAAUGUUUUUUUAUGAACCUUAAUUAACGACGAACGGUGAAAAUAAAUACCAUGUUAUAUAAAAGUGUUUUAGUUACAGAUAAACGUUCAGUACAAUUAUUUUGUGUUCGUGUGAUACAUACCUAAUCUGUCAGACAGAUGCAUUGGUUUGAAAUUGAAAUUAUUAUUUUACAGCAAUAUGGGCUUAUUCUUUCUAUUACAAUAUUUAUCAACUAAUAAUUAAUUGCAGUUAUGCGUUCAACUGUCCGAAUACAUGUUUAUUUAUUAUCGUUUCACAAAAUACUUUUAUUCCAUUUCUGUAAUUAAGUGUUCUUAAGCAUUCAUGUGUGUGUCCAUAAAAAACUUUCACAUUCUAACUCUAUUGAGUCUCGCUCUAGGAAAACAGGCCUUAAUGCAUAUGCGAAAAGUGUUGUCUCAUGUGCAGUCCGCACAGGCUUAACAGGAACGACACUUUUUGCUGCAAAAAUCAUAUUAAGGCGGACUUAAUUUGUCAUACCUGAUAAGCCUGAGACGACAAUGUACACACGAGCAUUAAACCCCCGUUUGACCGAGUGAUAAUUAGUGUUUAAUACCAUAAAUAUUAUUACCUCAUGUAUACUUUUCACUAUAAUAAUGAAUAAUGAACAAACGCGAAAAUGUGUGGUGUCAUUAUAACACAAAACAGUGACAAGAGACAAAUAUCACGUGUCUCUAUACAGUUAUCACACCAUAUCUCUUAUUUUAUGUACAUUGUAGAUAUAUAAUUUUUUUAAUAUUUUACCAUAUGUAAGGAAACACUUCUAAUAGUACCACGUAUGAUGCUUUUGUGAUAUUGCUGUGAAAUUUGUACGUCGUUUACAUGUAUCUGUAUGCCAAACGAUUUACUCUUAGAACUACUUGUUGCCUGUGAUGUUUCAAAUGUAUAUAACUGUGGUUUGAUUAAACCUUUGUAUAUAGUAAUAUUGUGCUUACAUAUAUAUUUGUAUAUAUAAAUACAAAUAAAUCAAGCGUCUAUCGUUGUAAAGAAAGAAUUAUGGAUGCAUAUGUGCUUAUCAUGAUUGUAAAUAUUAUAUAUACAUUGUAAUACAGAUAUUGCGUAUUUGAUUGUUAUUCAUAAUGUAUUACAUUACAUCAUUAAUGUUUACUAUGUCUCUAAUAUUUCUGUUUUUGGUAGAGUAAAAUGUGUUUUAUAUUAAAUUGUAUUUCGGAAAAAGGAUACAUCAGCAAUAAUUUCGAAAUCUUGACCUAGUUUGCUACCACACAUGUUCAUUUUAAACACGAUUAGUGGAUGUCUUACAUUUAUCAGUUUUUAUUACAAGGUUACAAAUACAUGUCUACAAACUUUACUUUAAUGUAUAGGUCUACGUAUUACAAUGGUUGCUCAAAUCAGUUAAACAUGUUUUCAUGAUAAAUUUAACCUUUCAAAUGGAACGUUUAAAAUAAAACUAUACAGUCGCUUAGAUCGUGUUAGAGCUAAGAAGCAUAGUUGCAUAAAAUACAUUAUUUAUUCUAACCAACAUACGGUAUAAUGUUAUGUUUUAUACUACCGCUUGUUAUAUUGAUUGCAAUAAAUAAUAAAACAGCA
This is a messenger RNA of Dreissena polymorpha, 5004 nucleotides long. RefSeq lists its product as uncharacterized. The coding region runs from base 211 to 3336 and encodes 1041 amino acids. NCBI's taxonomy places the organism in Eukaryota, Metazoa, Mollusca, Bivalvia, Myida, Dreissenidae. The record is from RefSeq and is a predicted model, not a curated record. The transcript has 2 exons.